CCUACAUUGCCUGGAACUCCACAAACAUGCCUCCAAAGAAGGCCCCCAAGGCAGAGCAAAAAGCCAAGCAGAAAUCUGUAGAGGAUAAGACAUUUGGUCUUAAAAACAAGAACAAAUCAGCAAAGGUCAAUAGAUACGUCCAGCAAGUACAGCAACAGGCUUCUUCGGCCGGAAACCGAAAGGAUAAGAAAGAAGCAGAAGCAAGAAAGGCUACGGUUGCGGACAAAAAGGCUGCUGAAGCUGCAAAAAAGGCUGAACUAGCGGAGCUAUUCAAACCGGUCCAAAUUCAGCAAAAGGUUCCUUUCGGAGUGGACCCGAAGACGAUCGUCUGUGCAUUUUUCAAGGCAGGACAAUGUCAGAAAGGUACACGAUGCAAGUUUUCUCACGAUCUGGACGUAGAACGGAAAGCAGCGAAAGCGGAUAUAUACACAGAUGCCCGUGAUAAGGAAGAUGACACAAUGGAUAAUUGGGAUCAAGCCAAAUUGGAGGAUGCUGUCAAUCAGAAACACGGCGGAACCGAUAACCUCAACAAGCCGACGGACAUUGUAUGCAAGUUUUUCUUGGAAGCGAUCGAGUCGAGAAAGUACGGAUGGUUCUGGGAAUGUCCGAAUGGAGGCAAACAAUGUAAAUAUCGGCACGCUCUGCCACCUGGUUUUGUUCUCAAAAAGAAGGAGACACCAGAGGAGCGAGCGGCGCGUGAGGAAGCCGAGCGGGAAAACCAAAUCAGUAUUGAAGACUUCCUGGAGACUGAGCGACACAAACUGGGAACCAAUUUGACACCUGUAACUGCCGAGUCGUUUGCAGCGUGGAAGGCUGACAGAAAGGCAAGGGAAAAGGCGGAGGCGGAGGCGCAAUCGAAGAAAAAGAAGGAUGCGUACGACAAGUACAAAGCUGGAAUGAAGAGCGGAAUGACCUUUUCUGGAAGAGAGCUAUUCGAUUUCAACCCUGAAUGGGCUAUCGGCGACCAAGAUGAUGAGGAUGGCGCCAUGGAGGAAUACCUCCGAGAUGAUAGUGGGGAUGAAGGGGAAAUACCGCCCACGAACGGGGCACCAAAUGGAUCUCAGGGUCCUUCUACCGAGUCAAAAGAAGGCGAAGCUCUCAGUAGCAAGACGAAUGGGGUGGAUGUGGCAGAAGACCUCUUCGAGGGAGAAGAUUUGGAAGGAUUGGACGACGAUGGUGAUGAUGAUUGAAGUGGCAUAAUGAGUUUAUUUUUUCUGCAUGUUUGUGAGAAUCCCUUCCAAGAAUCAAAUCACGCAUCAAAAGUCGAAUAGUGGCCUUCAUUUUGACUUGUCUAGUGCCCUUUUUACCGCUGGGAUUGCUGUAUCACCCCAUUUGGAACUAGUUGCUCGACAUGAUUGCCUCAUAGAUAGCAUAAUACGGAAGUAGAUGAAUGCUCGUGCUCAGCGGCGUCAGGAUGACAUUGCCCAGUACCGCCUUACAUAUCACUGUGCAACGGAAACCCCCUCAUAGAACCUAUGAUCCUUUCCACCACUAAUUGACGUUUCAUGCGAUUUUUCAUCAGCAGUGAC
This is a messenger RNA of Spizellomyces punctatus DAOM BR117, 1529 nucleotides long. RefSeq lists its product as uncharacterized. Gene Ontology annotation, cellular component: cytosol. Gene Ontology annotation, biological process: cytoplasmic translation. The transcript has 7 exons. The record is from RefSeq and is a predicted model, not a curated record. Lineage: Eukaryota; Fungi; Chytridiomycota; Chytridiomycetes; Spizellomycetales; Spizellomycetaceae. Gene Ontology annotation, molecular function: metal ion binding; mRNA binding. Bases 27 to 1190 code for a protein of 387 amino acids.